Molecule: messenger RNA, 1121 nt
Organism: Oncorhynchus keta (chum salmon)
Lineage: Eukaryota; Metazoa; Chordata; Actinopteri; Salmoniformes; Salmonidae
Product: RNA binding protein fox-1 homolog 1-like
Exons: 6
Coding region: 544-1038 (164 amino acids)
Biological process (GO): regulation of alternative mRNA splicing, via spliceosome; nervous system development
Cellular component (GO): nucleus; cytoplasm
Molecular function (GO): mRNA binding
Source: RefSeq, a predicted model, not a curated record
AUUGAAGUCUUUACUACUUAUGUGUGACCUGUUAAGUUAAAAGGGACACAUUGAUGUAGGAAUCAUAUGACAGCAUGCUGCUCUCUAGAACCCAACCAAGUUAAAAGGGUUUUAGGGGACACAUUGAUGUAGGAAUGAUAUGACAGCAUGCUGCUCUCCAGAACCCAACCAAGUUAAAAGGGUUUUGGGGGACACAUUGAUGUAGGAAUGAUAUGACAGCAUGCUGCUCUCUAGAACCCAACCAAGUUAAAGGGUUUUGGGGGACACAUUGAUGUAGGAAUGAUAUGACAGCAUGCUGCUCUCCAGAACCCAACCAAGUUAAAAGGGACACAUUGAUGUAGGAAUGAUAUGACAGCAUGCUGCUCUCUAGAACCCAACCAAGUUAAAAGGGUUUGGGGGACACAUUGAUGUAGGAAUGAUAUGACAGCAUGCUGCUCUCUAGAACCCAACGUACUGUUGGGUUUUAAUAUGUGUCUGACUGCUGUUGGAAACGCUCUGAUACAAGCCUGUCUGUGAUAGGUCAACAAUGCAACGGCACGGGUAAUGACCAAUAAGAAGACAGUCAAUCCUUAUGCAAAUGGGUGGAAGUUGAACCCAGUCGAUCGGUGCAGUCUACAGUCCAGAGUUCUAUGCAGUACCGGGCUUCCCCUACUCAGCAGCCAGUGCUGCGGUGGCGGCCUACAGAGGGGCCCAUCUAAGAGGUCGAGGGCGUACGGUCUACAACACAUUCAGAGCAGCUGCACCCCCACCUCACAUCCCCACAUACGGAGGGGGGGCUAUGCUGCCUACAGGUAUACUCAGCCUGCUGCCGCCACAGCAGCUGCUGCAUUCGGUGACAGUUACGGACCAGUAUAUGCUGCGGACCCCUACAACCACCCACUUGCUCCAGCAGCCACAUACAGCAUUGGUGCCAUGAAUCCGUUUGCCCCGUUGGCUGAUGCCAAGACGAGGAGUCAUGCUGACGACGUGGGGCUGGUGUUGUCCUCCCUGCAGGCUAGUAUAUACAGGGGAGGCUACAGCCGCUUCGCCCCAUACUAACCCACCAACCAACCUCCCUAAAACCAAACAACAACCAAUCCUUUCUGACAGGGAUACAACCGAGCAACCAACCAACCAACCUC